GUGUCGUCGUGUUGUUUGAGAGCGUCACGAAUGUCGUGUGAGAGCUCGAUGCGGACGUCACCGUCUCCUUGCAGUGGGGUGGAACCUGGUUGGAAGGAGAGCUUGGAUAGGCGGCUGAUGAGCUGGAAGGUGAGCUUGAUCGAGUCCGACAGCUGCGACAAGGAGUCUAGCACGCUUUGGUUCGUCAUGGCUCUUCGCUCGGGUGAUGGACGAGCGAUGCGCCUGGCUAGACAUGCCACUCUUCCCCACACCCACGCCGCAGUCCUGCACGGCUGUUGCCGCCAUCCGGCCUGCCUCUCAUACCAUUCCCGCCUUGACUUUUUUGUUGCGACCAAGCACGCACCUAUACCAGCCUCUCGCCUUGUCGCUUCGACCCUACCGCCAGCAUGAUCACCCGCUUCUUGACUUCCGUCUCAACCGCCUUUUCUCCCUUCAACCCAAAGUCUGGCAAGACGGCUCGCAACUUCCUGGCCCUGCUCCCGCCGAAUGCCCGCACCACCAUGAAGAUCGAUGUCAAGCAGCUACCCAGGGCCGAUGCCAACAAGCCUGGUGUCUUGGCUCUCAAGUUCAAGGAUGGCAAGGAGAUGAAUCUUGAUCUCGAAACCUUGAAGAUCAAGGAAAUCAUGACAGAGGUCGACAGACACUCGCGUAUGCUCGGCAGAAAGGAGGAGCUGGCUGGUUGAUUUUCUUCAUCUUGGUCUGUUUUACUUUGCAUUGGGAGGAGCGAGGCGUUAUGGUCAACUACACUUGGGUCACGCUUGCUGCUUGGCCGCACAUUUCGUGCCAUUGAACAUACAUGUCGACACAAAGCAUGUGUGUAUCAUUAAUUGCAUUCGGCAUGUCAUUGUAGGGCAAUUUCACAAAUUUCGUCAAAGUUUCAAGAGACAACAUGUGCAAUUCCUUUUUCGUUGCUUGUAGAUUGUAUGUCUAGACAAUUUUAUAGCCUCGAUGCAUUUAAACGGCAGCACCGGAGAUGAAGAACCACUUGUCAAUGCUGGGGUCAAUCGGAGCAGGAGCCUUGUUGUCAGCCUCGGGGAGGUUGAGCUUGCUGGCAUCGGUGCGGUCGUUGGAGUGCGAGACGGUGGUGUUGGCA
Molecule: messenger RNA, 1093 nt
Organism: Aureobasidium subglaciale EXF-2481
Lineage: Eukaryota; Fungi; Ascomycota; Dothideomycetes; Dothideales; Saccotheciaceae
Exons: 2
Coding region: 387-683 (98 amino acids)
Cellular component (GO): mitochondrial large ribosomal subunit
Molecular function (GO): structural constituent of ribosome
Source: RefSeq, a predicted model, not a curated record